GUGAUUGUGCAGGGGGAGGAGGCUGUGGCGGGCUGGGGUGGUAGUAGUAGUGAAUGACACAGCUUUGCCAGAUGACAUGUAGCGGACCUCUGCAUCAGCCAAGAGGAAUUAAGCUUUGUCACUCCCCACUGGGACUACCUUUCUCCUGGUAUGUGCGCAAGGAAUUCAUAUGCUGCUGCUGCAAGCACCAGAGCAGAGCCCUGGGUACACUUGGCCACAGAAGGCAGUGAGCAAGAAUGAUAGCUGUCUCUUUUAAAUGCCGUUGUCAAAUUCUGAGACGACUUACUAAAGAUGAGAGCCCCUACACUAAAUCCGCCAGCCAGACAAAGCCGCCUGAUGGAGCGUUGGCUGUGAGGAGACAGAGCAUCCCAGAGGAAUUCAAGGGCUCCACCGUGGUCGAACUGAUGAAGAAGGAGGGCACCACCCUUGGGCUGACGGUAUCCGGCGGAAUUGACAAGGACGGAAAGCCCAGAGUCUCGAACCUGCGGCAAGGAGGAAUUGCUGCUAGAAGUGAUCAGCUGGAUGUGGGUGACUAUAUCAAAGCCGUGAAUGGGAUCAACCUGGCCAAAUUCCGCCACGAUGAGAUCAUCAGCUUGUUGAAGAACGUCGGGGAAAGAGUGGUUCUUGAAGUCGAGUAUGAGCUGCCACCAGUCUCUGUUCAAGGAUCGAGUGUUAUUUUCCGAACAGUGGAGGUCACAUUACAUAAAGAAGGCAAUACCUUUGGUUUUGUCAUACGAGGAGGAGCACAUGACGAUAGAAAUAAAUCUCGUCCAGUUGUAAUAACAUGCGUUCGUCCUGGAGGACCUGCUGACAGAGAGGGCACCAUCAAACCUGGCGACAGGUUGCUCAGUGUGGAUGGAAUUCGGCUUCUCGGAACCACACAUGCUGAAGCCAUGAGUAUUCUUAAACAGUGCGGACAAGAAGCAACACUGCUGAUAGAAUAUGAUGUCUCAGUGAUGGAUUCUGUGGCAACAGCGUCCGGGCCACUGCUAGUUGAAGUUGCCAAAACUCCCGGUGCCAGCCUUGGGGUUGCCCUAACUACCUCGAUGUGCUGUAACAAACAGGUCAUUGUCAUAGACAAAAUCAAAUCUGCAAGUAUUGCAGACAGAUGUGGUGCCCUGCACGUGGGAGACCACAUCCUGUCCAUCGACGGAACGAGCAUGGAGUACUGUACGUUAGCAGAGGCCACCCAGUUCCUGGCCAACACCACCGACCAGGUCAAGCUUGAGAUUCUGCCCCAUCAUCAGACCCGCCUGGCCCUGAAGGGACCUGACCAUGCAGCUUUGGUGUCCUCCUUGUCUCCUACCUCCAUGAGUGCAUACAGCCUGAGUUCCCUGAACAUGGGGACUUUACCUCGAAGCCUCUACUCUACUAGCCCUCGUGGAACCAUGAUGAGGAGGAGACUGAAAAAGAAAGACUUCAAAAGCUCACUGUCUUUAGCCUCAAGCACAGUGGGCUUGGCUGGGCAGGUCGUUCACACAGAAACCACAGAAGUUGUGCUGACAGCAGAUCCUGUCACAGGAUUUGGGAUCCAACUGCAGGGCAGUGUGUUUGCCACGGAGACGCUCACUUCUCCACCUCUGAUUUCCUAUAUUGAAGCUGACAGCCCAGCAGAGAGAUGUGGGGUGCUACAGAUCGGAGACAGAGUGAUGGCCAUUAAUGGGAUUCCAACUGAAGACAGCACCUUUGAGGAAGCCAACCAGCUCCUCCGAGACUCUUCAAUCACAAGCAAGGUCACACUGGAAAUUGAGUUUGAUGUUGCAGAGUCUGUCAUCCCAAGUAGUGGGACAUUUCACGUGAAGCUCCCUAAGAAGCACAGUGUGGAACUUGGAAUAACCAUAAGUUCACCAUCUAGCAGAAAACCAGGAGAUCCCCUUGUCAUAUCAGAUAUCAAGAAAGGAAGUGUGGCACACAGGACUGGCACCCUGGAACUCGGGGAUAAAUUACUUGCAAUAGAUAACAUCCGGCUGGACAACUGUUCAAUGGAAGAUGCAGUUCAGAUCCUCCAGCAGUGUGAAGACCUGGUGAAGCUCAAAAUCCGCAAAGAUGAAGAUAACUCAGAUGAGCAAGAAAGUUCUGGAGCAAUUAUUUACACUGUGGAGCUUAAGCGCUAUGGGGGGCCCCUUGGCAUCACAAUUUCAGGAACUGAAGAGCCGUUUGAUCCUAUAAUCAUUUCAAGCCUCACUAAAGGAGGAUUAGCCGAAAGAACUGGCGCGAUUCACAUAGGAGACCGAAUCCUGGCUAUCAAUAGCAGCAGCUUGAAAGGAAAGCCUCUGAGUGAAGCCAUCCAUUUGUUACAGAUGGCAGGAGAGACUGUCACCUUGAAAAUUAAGAAACAGACAGAUGCCCAGUCAGCAUCAAGUCCCAAGAAGUUCCCCAUUGCUAGCCACCUGAGUGACCUGGGAGAUGUGGAGGAGGACCCCUCUCCAGCACAGAAGCCGGGCAAGCUCACCGACACAUACCCGUCCACUGUGCCCAGCGUGGACAGUGCGGUGGACUCGUGGAACAGCUCUGGAAUAGACACCAGCUAUGGGAACCAAGGCUCUGGCUUUCAGGCCUCAGGCUACAACUUCAACACUUACGAGUGGAGGGGUUCGAAGCAGAGAGGCAGCCUGUCCCCAGUCACUAAGCCACGAAGCCAGACUUACCCAGACGUGGGGCUGAGUAAUGAAGACUGGGACCGGUCCACAGUCAGUGGUUUCACAGGGGCUCCCGAUAAUUCGGAGGCUGAACAAGAGGAGAACUUCUGGUCCCAAGCCCUGGAGGAUCUGGAAACCUGUGGACAGUCGGGAAUUCUGAGAGAACUUGAGGAGAAAGCUGACAGGCGUGUGUCUUUGAGAAACAUGACUCUCUUGGCGACAAUCAUGUCGGGGAGCACGAUGAGUUUGAAUCACGAGGCCCCAACACCUCGCAGUCAGCUGGGGCGACAGGCCAGCUUCCAGGAACGGAGUAGCUCGCGGCCGCAUUAUAGCCAAACAACUCGGAGCAACACCCUGCCCACAGAUGUGGGCAGAAAGUCUGUCACCCUGAGGAAAAUGAAACAAGAAAUCAAGGAGAUCAUGUCCCCAACUCCUGUGGAGCUGCACAAGGUGACCUUGUACAAGAGCUCUGAUAUGGAGGACUUUGGGUUCAGUGUAGCAGAUGGCUUGCUGGAGAAAGGAGUGUAUGUUAAAAAUAUUCGCCCGGCUGGGCCAGGAGAUCUCGGUGGCUUAAAGCCCUAUGAUAGACUCUUACAGGUUAAUCAUGUCCGAACGAGAGACUUUGACUGCUGCCUUGUUGUGCCCCUCAUAGCAGAAUCUGGUAAUAAGCUGGACUUGGUUAUUAGUAGAAACCCACUGGCUUCGCAGAAGUCUAUAGAACAGACUCUACCAGGAGGAGAAUGGAGUGAACAGAACAGUGCUUUUUUCCAACAGCCUAGUCAUGGUGGUAAUUUGGAGAUACGAGAACCCACUAAUACAUUAUAGCAAUGCUUUUUAUAAAGCAGGACAAAAGACAAUAUCUACAUGGUGCUAAAAAAUCCCUUUAAGAUUUCUGUGGCAUUUAAAGCACGGAUAUCAUGUGGCAUUAACUGCAAGCACAGGGGUCUUUUAAAUCUCUCUCAUGGCUCAUGUUCACUUCCCCUUUGAAGCUGAAGAGGUUUCUUUCUUGGUGACGGCUAUGGUAUAUGGCAGGCCAUUCCCUGCCGGGCCCAAUGGUAGAGAAAAAGAAAAAUAUAUAGGCCGCCCCUUCCCCCCAAUUAACAUCAGAGGAAAUUUUUUACAAGUUCAUCUUCCAGUCACUUUUUAAAAAGAGAGAUGUCUGUUUGAAAAUACUCUCUAUGACAAUUUCCUUAAUGCACUUUGAAAUCACAGUUUCUUACUAUGAAGUCGUCAGCAUUAAGAACUUGACCAAGGCUUGUCACAAAGCUGGCUCUCCUAGGGGAAAUGGAGUUUGAGACGUGGCUGGGCCUGCUGCCAUGGGAGGGGUCCAGGUGUAACAUUAAGUUAUCUUAAAAAAACGUUUCAGCAAUGAUGCACGUAGGAGACCAUAAUAGGUGGUGGUAAAUGUUUUGCCCCGAUAUAGGAAUGAUUUUAACUAAGAUGUAUGCUAUUCCCUAUGCAACAAAUUAACAAACAGGAUAUGUCUUGUGACCUGUUUUUUUUUUUUUUAAGGACACACUUUUAAUAGCUGCAAAUCUCUGAUAAUGAAUUAGAGUGCUUAGUAACACUGAGAAUGUUAUUUUUUAAAAUUCAAGACUGAGAAUUUAAGAGAGAAUGAAAAGUCUAUCAAAAUGAGGUUUAUCUUAAUGAUAGGCAAAUCAAACUCAUCUUGCUUGCCAUGUUUUGAAAACUGGUUAUAGAGGGGUGUACGGCACAUGUACCUUAAGAUGACACUGGACUAUCUUUUGUUCUGAGCCAUGCUACUUUACUGAAAUUGUAAAUACAUUUUUCACAAAAUGCAUUGCCAAUUAUUACCAUCCCUCAAAGCAAUAAACUGUGACAGUUGCUUCUAAGAUGUUUGUCAGCAACUGUUCUCAUUUGUUCAGAUCUUUUGAAUAGUUACGCUAAUAACUGUUAUUUGGUGAAUAUUUAAAAAAAAUAGAUCUGUAUAUUGACUGUAGAAUCUCCAUACUGAAAUGAUUAUUUUCCAAACAUUUUCAUUUUGGUCAAUGAUUCCAACAACUGCUUAGGUAAAGCAUUUGAACACUGUGUCCUUUGUUUAAGGAAAAAGCUCACCUUUCUUUUUGUGCAGAGAAAUAUAUUAUUUCAAUCAUAUUUCACAACCCGCCAGGGCAAGAGAGUAUAAAGCAGAAUCAUGUUAAAAGAAAAAAAAAGAUCAUGAGUCACUUAAAUAUGUAUUUUUAUUUGUAACAAACAAGUAUUAAGCUGUAAAGUAUUUUUGUACAAAUUUAAUACUUUAAUAGCAUGGUAUUUAUCGUCUAUGUAUGGUUUUGGGGAAUUCAAAAUUGUUGCAAAUAUUUGUAUGGAAAAAAAAACCCUCUACCAAAUGGAAUAAAUAGUGAUUUUAAAAAGCCAAAAAUUAGGAUAUGCA
Molecule: messenger RNA, 5031 nt
Organism: Odobenus rosmarus divergens (Pacific walrus)
Lineage: Eukaryota; Metazoa; Chordata; Mammalia; Carnivora; Odobenidae
Gene: GRIP1
Product: glutamate receptor interacting protein 1
Exons: 24
Coding region: 237-3464 (1075 amino acids)
Biological process (GO): neurotransmitter receptor transport, endosome to postsynaptic membrane
Molecular function (GO): nuclear glucocorticoid receptor binding
Source: RefSeq, a predicted model, not a curated record